GCCAACUCUCCUUGCGCGUUGAUAUAUAUUUUUUUUUUCUGUUCAAUCGUAUGGGAACAAGAGUUGAGUACACGAGCACUCGCCAGUCAGUAGUGACUGAGACACGACGAGGUGACGAGUCUAUUGAAUAGAAAUAAUUUGAGUGAGGAAUGAGUAAAAUGGAGGGUGAAAUGCCAUCGGUGGUUGAACUCAAUGUGGGUGGAGUCUUUUACACAACGUCAAGAUCGACGUUGAUGAAGGAGAGCGAGUCGCAUCUGUCAGCGAUACUGACGGGCAAAUCGAGUCUUGAGAGGGACUCCAAGGGUCGGUACUUCCUGGACCGUGAUGGGGUGCUGUUUCGUUAUGUACUUGAUUUUUUGCGUAAUGACUCGCUCAUUCUACCUGAGGCUUUUCGUGAAAGGGAGCGACUACGUUGCGAGGCUAUUUUCUAUGGGCUACCUGGACUUGAGAGAGCUAUCAAAGAGCCCAAUGGCAAGCGCCCUGUUGGUUACAUCACUGUGGGAUAUCGUGGGAGUUUUGCUUUUGGUCGAGAUGGACUGGCUGAUGUCAAGUUCAGGAAGCUGUCCAGAAUACUGGUGUGUGGACGUGUUGCUUUGUGCAGGGAUGUCUUUGGGGAGACUCUCAAUGAGAGUCGGGAUCCUGACCAUGGCAUGUCCGACAGGUACACAUCCAGGUUCUUUCUCAAGCACAGCUUCAUCGAGCAGGCGUUUGAUAUGCUCCAGGAGCAGGGAUUCAAACUUGUUGCUAGCUGUGGAUCUGGCACUGCUGGUGGCAGUGCUGAACAACUCAAGCCUGGAGUCGACUCCGAGGAGAAUCGGUGGAAUCAUUACAAUGAAUUUGUUUUUGUACGGGAGUAAACAGGGAAUUACAUCAGAGAGGUUUAUCUUCUGAUACAAUAAUUUUGACAAUGAUAUGGUGACUAUCGCUGUUUGUAGACGUUAUUUGGGGCAUUCUGCGAUUCUGUUCUUUGGAUCGAAGGGGUUCGGGAUAAUUCAUGGAGGAAAACAUUUGCCAACCAAUGCUAUUUUUCGGGAAUAUCUCAGAAUCUGAGGGAGAUUGCCAUUUUUUUGCGGAACCUCUUCUCGAGAGUGCGAGAAGAGCUGGAAAAGAGGUCUAGGCAAACAUUUUUGUAUCUCUUUUAAAUUUGAUGAUAUCACUCGAAGAAUUACUUAUUUGUUGAAUCGAUUUUUUAUCCUUUACCUUUGAGGUACUGAAUUUUCUGAGAAAAUCCGGCAUUUUCUACGGGAAAUUAUAUUUAAUGUCUAGUGGAGUUCCGCUAUAAUUCUGUUGAAAUUGUGUUCUGUCUAUGAAAUAUCUAUUAGUAAAUGUUAAGUUGCCCAAUUGACGCAAAAGAAAAAACAAAUAGAAUUCUAAUAGCAAUCUAAUAGAAUUCUGCUAGUGUUUGAGUAAAAAUGAUUUAGAAGUUCUUGAGAAAUGCUAGAUAUUCCUGUCAAACUUUUCCCUACGUGAAUUUAUUCCGAUGUAAUCCUUUUUUAAUCAAAUUUUGAAUUUUUAAGCGCCAGUGGUGAUGUGGGGAGGGAGGGUAUUUGAUUUUCAGGGGUGUUGAAGUUGUGGGGAGAGGUUCAUGGGGUAGAAGUGGUUCGCCACUUUACUACUGAAUUGUUCAAGUAGAUCGAUAAUUAAUGAGCUUCAGGGAGUAAGAUUGGAUGCUCCCCUUGAAAAAUGAAUUAUGAGAGACGGAAAUCAUUUUUUGAGCAUGCAAAGCUGAAUUUUAUCUUUUGACGAAUUUGCGAGAUGUAUGAAAAAUUUUGUGAGCGGUUUGAUGCUCAAAUGAAUACAGAUGUACAACAGCGAGGUGCAGCUGUUACUGAAAAUUCAGUUUUCUUGAAAUACUCAAGGAUUAAGGGCAAGUAGUAAAACGUUGACGAGGAAAAUUUUGAAGCGAAAUUGAGUCAUUUCAUUUCCCCACCUCACCACUGAAAUGAGGUAAUCUUCUAUGAGACGAAAUAGACUUCCAACCACUUCCUCCAGUAUAUUAGAUAACUUACGAUGAUUAUGGGAGGCAAGUAACGACUCUGACUGUCUGCACGGGUAUUAAAAAAACAAAAAUAAUAAUAAAUAUAAAUUAAUGCUGUAUGAUCAACUAUUUAUACUGAGUAACUGUAGAUACUACAACCUGUGACACUUAAUGCAGUCAACUGUUGCAUUCACAGAGAAUAUGUAAUAUAUAUGUACCUCUUGUUUCAGUCACCAAUGCACAUAUCUGUAAUGAACGAACGUGUGCGUCUGUUUUUGGAAAUCAAUCGCUGAUGUGAACGUCGCAAUUUUUCCAUAAUAUUGCGGAAAAAAAUAUAGUUUAGUCCGAAUAUGAGCCAUUAUUCUGGGUCGCAGUACUCUAUUAUUAUUGUGAAUGCCGAAUGAACGAUCGAGAGUACAAUUGUGAUGUGCGUCAGGUCUUCACUUUCUCAUGAGAAAUAUGAAAAUAAUGUUUGUUUAUCAAGUCCACUAUUUCAGGAACGAAUGGGUGGAACGAAAUUAGUCGGCACUGUUUUGAAUCAGUCUUCGUGAAAUAACUAAAAAAAAACUAAAAAAAGACCACAAAUUUUUGUUGAGGUCGUCGUGUUGUUUUCAUUUUUACGGUUUGAUGGUGAUUUUAGAAAAUAUUCCAGUAUCGAUAGUCCAUAUUUGAUUAAAAUUUCUCGUUAUUUCGUUUCACCAGUUCGUCACUGAUUUCUUCCAUAUGCUGUCUUCUGUGUCGAUGUAAAAUUGGCGAGUGCAGGAGAAAAUUUCUUGAGAGGAGAAUAACUAAUGUAUAGAUCUCAUCUUCGAGCUUUAGAAUAAGUAGAGAAUUUCAUUGUUGAUAAAGCGAUAAGGAACUACUGGAACCAAUUCUACGAGUGUCGGUCCUCCCCAAUCCUUUCAUAUUUGAGAGGCGGAGAGAGUAAUGAACAGAUGAACAAAGUAUAUUAUGAAGGUAGAAAAAUAUUUUUUAUUCAUUUAUUAAUUUGUGACAAUUCAGCUAGAUACUCAGAUAAUUUCGUGCAGAUACCCAGUUGGCGUGCAUUUUAAAUAUGCAUAGUCCAAGCAUGAAAGCAAUCGCCGUAACUGCACAUCCACC
Fopius arisanus is the source of this 3079-nucleotide messenger RNA. It is a transcript of the gene Ktl, whose product is annotated as BTB/POZ domain-containing protein Ktl. The coding region runs from base 150 to 857 and encodes 235 amino acids. Lineage: Eukaryota; Metazoa; Arthropoda; Insecta; Hymenoptera; Braconidae. The transcript is spliced from 2 exons. The record is from RefSeq and is a predicted model, not a curated record. Gene Ontology annotation, biological process: protein homooligomerization. Gene Ontology annotation, molecular function: protein binding.